Bemisia tabaci is the source of this 7491-nucleotide messenger RNA. RefSeq names its product two pore channel protein 1. Gene Ontology annotation, molecular function: monoatomic ion channel activity; voltage-gated channel activity. NCBI's taxonomy places the organism in Eukaryota, Metazoa, Arthropoda, Insecta, Hemiptera, Aleyrodidae. Gene Ontology annotation, biological process: monoatomic ion transport; transmembrane transport. The record is from RefSeq and is a predicted model, not a curated record. Gene Ontology annotation, cellular component: endosome membrane; lysosomal membrane.
GAGAAAUGUAUUUGCUACAAACACCAGUUCGAACUUAGACUAGUCAAUAGGUCAUUUUUUUUCGUUUUUAUAAUUAAACAUGGUCUCAAUCUCAAGAGAUAAUCUCUUUUAGCAAUAGUUUCGUUCAACAAUUAAGGUAAUUUUUGGAAAUCGUGUGGCCAUGUAAUUACCGAAGGUCUCUUGUUGUCUGAAUAGUAAUGUUUUCCCUUUUUUUUCAUGGGACAUAUUACUUUAGAAAUUAAACAAUUGAACUAUGGCGUCUCGCAAAAUUACUACACCCACCGCUGAUGGAUAUGUUCAGUUCAAUGAUAGUGUGGUUGUCAACAGUUCAUUUCUCUCACACAGCAUCAACAAUGAUGGAGAAGCAAUGGAAGGAAAUGGCAACUUGACAGAAAGAAGCAAUCCUCAAACAGAGGCUCAUGCUGAAGUCGAAUUAACUCCUGUCGCGUCAGACUUACUCAAUGACUCUCCUGAGCACUGGGAAAUGAAUUUUCAUGAAGCAGCAAUUUUCUUAGAGGAAGGAGAAAAUAAUGAAAAAUUUGACUCUCACCCACACCAUCCAGAUGCAUUACCAGCAUACUUAUUGGUUCAUAAUUCAUGGUAUUACAGUCUUGGGUUAGUUACUUCCUUGAUAUUAAUGUUCCUUGCAGUCACCGAAGAUCCUGCUGUGCCAGCAUUCCAAUUGCCAGUUGGUGUCCAUGGUACAAUUGAACUGUUUGCUCUAGCAGUUGUUGGGAUUGAAGUAUCUUUAAAAUUGAGGUGGAUUGGUUGGAAUACAAUUUUAAAGCAUAAGCGCACAAUGAUUAAGUGUGCAACUCUGGGUAUCAUGUGUAUUGAAGCAAUCAUUGUGUUAAUUCGACAGUCUUCUCAUUUUCGAGCGACAAGAGCAUUAAGACCCAUUUUUCUGGUUGAUACACGCCACUUGGGAGGUGUGCGUAGAUUCAUCCGUCAAAUCCUUCAGUCAAUGCCCCCUAUUUUUGACAUGCUCUUGUUAAUAUUCUUCUUUGUUUCAAUCUAUGCGAUUCUUGGAUUUUUUUUAUUCUCCGACAAUCCCCUGGAUUCUCAUUUCACCACACUUUUUGACAGUUUUGUGAGCAUGUUUGUUCUUCUGACAACUGCAAAUUUUCCUGAUGUCAUGAUGCCAUCCUAUUCAAGAUCAAAAUGGAAUUCACUUUUCUUCAUAUCCUAUCUCUGUAUUGUACUGUACGUCCUCAUGAAUCUAAUGCUAGCCGUUGUCUAUGAAACUUUCACAAGUAUAGAAAAACGGAAAUUUCGCAAGCUGCUUCUUCACAAGCGAAAGGCAGCGCAGCAAGCAUUCAGGCUCCUCGUCACCAAGCAGCACCCAAACCAGAUUCGGUUCAAGCAAUUUGAGGGGUUGAUGCGAUAUUACUCACCAAAAAAAAGUGCCCGUGACGUGGUCUUAAUGUAUAAGUAUUUGAAUACCAGUCGCACUGGAGUCUUGACAAUGGAUGAAUUUUACAAUGUUUAUGAUGCAGUGUUACUAAAUUGGGAAGCUCAAUACUCCAAUAUUCCAUGGUACCAUUCUGCAUGGAUGCCUCUCCAAAGUUUAUGCCAGCUCUGUCUUAAUGUGGUCCGAUGGAACUAUUUUGAACAUAUUGUUUAUGUUCUAAUUCUGACAAAUGGUUUGGCAAUGGUUUCACGCUUGGUAAACCAAUACACUUCGUUGGAGGAAGCUGCCCACUUUUUCUGUGCUUCUUGGGAUACACUUCUAUUUUACGGAGUUUUUGCUCUUGAAGUGAUGAUGAAAAUUCUUGGGCUUGGUGUAGCCCAAUUUUUUGAAUCAGGAUGGAAUUGUUAUGAUUUUGCUGUGAUUAUUGCAACACUUUUCGGUGUUGUCAUCAUCAAUUCGUAUCCUUCAUUUAUUUAUGUCGUUGUUUUCCGCCCUCUUCGAUUACUUAGACUUUUUAAGGUCAAGAAGAGGUAUCGAGAUAUCAUAGGCACUUUAGCAUUGCUAUCGCCUUUAGUAAAAUCUGCUGCUAUAGUGAUGUUGGUGCUGUAUUACUUCUUUGCCAUUAUUGGGAUGGAGUUGUUCGCCGGCUAUGAUAUGAGGAAUUGUUGCAAUGGCACUGCAGUUGAGGAUUUCUACAAGUAUUCUGAAAAUGGAACCUCUGCUCUAGGCUACUAUUAUCUAAACACAUUCCCAAACCUUGCUGUAAGCAUGGUCACCCUUUUUGAGCUAACUGUCGUCAAUAAUUGGUUUAUUGUGAUGAAUGGCUAUGCGUCUGUGGUUCAUCCAGCUACGCGAAUAUAUUUCAUCCUCUUUUAUUUAACUACAAUGGUUGUUCUAACAAUUGUUGUCGCGUCUGUACUUGAGGCAUUUCGAUUCCGAAUUCAGUAUAAACGCCAAACUACAAAACGUGAUGAGGAAAAAUUGUUACAUGAAGAAGUUGAUCUGAAGUGGGAAGAAAUUCAAGCUUGGGUCUUUGAUUUUCAACUUUUGGAAAAAUUACGCUCUGAUCUCAUAGUUGGUGGUACAGCAACGUACGUUGGAUGCAGACCAAGGAACCGGGAGGUCCUCCAAAGAAAAAUGUAUCAAUCAGAAAUCGAGAGCUGGAUGCGAGAGGCCGCAUCUGCAGAUAAGCUCUAACAAAGUCUGAUAACUGUCUAGCCGAAUAAUUUUGUAUAAGCGAACGUUGAACUGAUAGGUUGUGUAGUUUAAUAUCUAAAUGCAAUUAUUUUUUUACUUUGUUGAUCUGUUUAAGUCACGCUUUUAAUACUCCAACUUUUGCAGUUUUGUUUUUCUAUCCGACUCUUUUAAUAUUGUACAUAGCCUAUACUCCUCAACAUGUAUGCGCUAUGUAGAUUUAAAGUUUUCACCUCCAAGUGGCCUAUAAUGCUUUCUCUCAUGAAGCUGCUAAUAUCCAUAAUCAAGGCCUACACUGGAAUAACCACCUAUACACGUAUAGGUGGUUAUUUCAUCACUCUGUCCAUUCAAAUUAUUGUAUCCUUGGGUAUCAAUGGUAGCCAUGGCAAGGCAAUCCCUUGAUUACUUGGCUCAAAAUUCCAAUUUUAGAGUAGUAAGGUCAGACCGGGUGGUUAGUGCAUGGAAUAACCACCCAGUACCGGUGUUUUUCCGCUCAUAAAUGUCACUUUGUGUCAUAUGCCAUUUACAAAGCAUUAAUUUGUGUUUUCAAUCAAUUAAACAGCCAUUUUAUCUUGAAACUUGGUGUUGGGUGGAAUGACUACCUAUGAACGUGUACCCAUUUGCGUUGCGGUGUUUUUCUGCCCAUCAACGCAAUCAUUCGCUUCAUCAAUGUCACAGGACCGUUGUUUUACAUUGAAUGAUUUUUGAUGACUGUUGUAAAGUAUUAAUUGUAUUUUUUAAAAAAUUUAUCAGACAUUUUAUCUAGAGACUAGGUGGUGGGUGGAAUAACCACCUAUAACAACGUGUUUAAAAUCAAAAUUUUUUAAGUGAAUUCCGAAAUAUUUUCCAAAAAUGCACCAAAGAUUGUUCAAAGGGUAUAAUCAAUUCCAAAAAAAUGCUUUUGCAGUUUUCCUAUGGCGCAAAAUCAGCGAUGACACAUCCAAUAAUCAAAACUUCAAAUGCGAUUUUCUCCCAACUAAGUUUUCUGCUAUGGGUGGUUAUUCCAGCUAUGGUCUCAAUUUCAGGUCAAUCACUUAUAAAUUUUUCAAAGAGCUCCAAAGGGUUUUACUCAUUUAAUGUUUAAAAGUAUUAUAGUCUGCAUUUUUUAGUAAGAAGUACAUUUUUCAUCUAAAAUUGUUAGUUCCCCACAGUGUGAAUAUGAGGACCAAAAGUGAGAAAUGAAAAAUUUCUGUUCCAUACAUAUUUAUUGAUCAAAUUUUAUGCAUGAUGACUGUUUUUAUAGCCCCCUACAUACUUUACAGCUGUUGAAAGUUUUAGGGAAUGAAUCCCACAAAUAGGAAGAAAAACUUUUUGGUUUUUAGAGUAAGAAAAUUAUCGUAGCCAAAGGGUGUAUGCAUGUUUAUUUCUGUGUUUCCUGUUUUUAAAGUUCCUAGAGUAAUUUUAUGUUUUUUUGAAUAUCACAAAAGAGAAGCUAAAGUAGAGGAUAUAAUGAACCAUUCUCUAAUCUUAUUCCAGAAAAUAUGUUGAAAUAUUCACAACCUCUUCAAUUUUAGUAGCAUCAUUGCACAGCAACCAGUUGGCAAAGUUUGAACUAAAUCGCCGAAUUUUGUGAUAAAUCCACCAAAUUUUAUGAAACACAACUUGUGCAACAAGAGUUACUGCAAGGUAAUUCCAUCAAAAAUAUUAACGCUGCUUGAUGCAUUAAUCCAAACUUCGUGCUCUUAAAAAAAACCAUGAUCCACUUGAGUUACAUGGCAUACUAAACGCUAUUGAAACAGUCUCUGUGGUAUGUAACCAUGACAACCUCAGUGAAUAACGCAGGUUAGGGAAGGAACACUGUUGAUUGAGAAGCUUACCAAAACCGCCAUAGAAUGUAAUUGGAUUCAAGUAGACUCUUGUUUUUCAUGUAAGCGGAAAAUUCGAAUUUGUCGUAAUCGUAUGCCAAAUAAAACCAUUAUUAUUUUAGUUGAUAAUUCAUUUUAGUAAUUUUUCUUGCGCAAAUCAUAUUCUACAUGAAAUUUUGAUGAGGAAAAAUGUACCAGAAUGCCUAAAGUCAUACCUUGUCUAGUGGUCAAUCGUUCCUUUCUCCAUCACAUAAUAUCAGAAUCAAAAUAUGCAACCCUUUGGCAUUGAUUCAGUAAAAUAUUAUCACUUGAUGAAAUUACUUGAUGGCCCUUCAAAAAUAAGUAAAAAAAAGUUGAAAAAAAUUGGUUAAGUGUUGAAUGGAAUCUAGUAGGCCUUAAUUUUUUCUGUGUUUUUAAGUUAGAAGACAUUAUAAGAACAAUACCUUUGCUGAAGAGGUAUUUUCUUGACUUUUUAUCUUGAAUGUAAAUUUGAAGUAUGAUUUUAAAUGCACUAUGAAGGAGAGUAUAUUCUAUUCUAUAAUAUUGUAUUUAAACUUAAACUUUGCCCACUGGUUCAUUAAAAUUAUAAAAUGAUUUCACCCCAUGAAUAUUUUUUAAAAUAUGAUGAGGUGAUAAAUUGAGUCUUUGUUUUUUUUUAAUUUCUUUGAUCAAAGAGAUUUUUUAUUAAUUUAUUUUAUUUUCAGUUGUCGUAAAUUAAAAUAGUUUUUGAUCAUAAGAGGUCUAGUUUAAAUCAUGAAAAAUUUUAAUUAUUAUUAUAAAUUUAUGAUAAAUGUGGAGCGAUCAUCAUAAAAAUCAUUUGGAAAGGGAUUGAAAAAAUUCCCAAAAUUGAAAGUGUCAGUCAAGUAAUGAUUGAGUCUGUAAAAAUCGUAUACAUUUAGAAAAAAAACUGCAGGAUUGAGGUUGCAAAAAAUUUAGGCUAUCAGUUCCAUAUGUUUUUCAUAUGAUGAAGUUCCACAAGCUAAUUAGAUCUCUUUUAUUGUAGUACAUGCUGAAUUUAAUGUUGCGUACCAAAGCAGAUUUGUUUAGAUUUUUAGGAGGUUGAGCUUGAACCUCUUCCUUUUAGUGAGUUAGGUUAAGAGUAAAAUAACUUUUUUGUUCUUUUUUAUUGGAUAGUGAUGUUUUUAUGAGUCAAGUCUAUUAUUGUCAGAAAUGCUUUUAGAUAAAAACUGUUCUUUGGUCUUUCAAAAGUUAAAGAGUGCCCUUUAAGAAUGAUCUUCCUCUUGCUGUUUUUAAAGUGCUGAUGCUAAUGGCUUUACUUUUUAUUCCAGUAAAUUGUUUUUCAUCGUGCUCAAAGUAGAUUAUCUCAAUAGUUUGUGAAUGAUCCCAGUCAGCCUUGGCUUUUGCUAGUAUUUUAAAAAAACAUACAGCAUUUCAAAGUGUAAAUUCUUACAGGAAUUAUGAACUUUUAAUAACACAAGUAUUUGUGAAACUCGCAAAAAGUAUCACAUUAUCAACCUGCAACUUUUAACUGUUUGAUGGUCUUAGCAUCCCAUAUUGUGGGUUUGUAUUUCCAAACAUGCAGCUUUAAGUGAUAAUGAAAGUUCCGCCAUUAAGUUCAUUCAAAUAAUCAGCAAUCUAGCGAAGCUCAUUAAUGAAACAUAUUGUCUUUACAGAAGCUUGCGCAUGAGUUAAGAUAUGCUCCUCAACUAAAAUUGUUUAAUUUGAUCCCAAUUAUGAAUCCCUAAUUUUUCACAUGUAUUUUAGGUUUUUCUCAAUGCAUUUCUUUUUUUACGCAUGAGGGGUCCUAUGGUGCUUGAAGUUUGUGCUAUACCUCUCUCUUAUUGAGAUCUUCAAAUUCCUUUAAAUAAAUCCCAAGAAUAAAUGUUUCCUCUCAGAUCAUAUCAGAUGUAUUUCUUGUGAUAAUUAUUUAUGUGUAAUUCUUAUUCUGGUAUUGUCAAUUUUGAUGAAAUUUUGGUUUUCAAGAGUGCUAACUGAUAUUAUCUCUGUCUAAAAAGACUUAGCUCAAGGCCUUGUCCAUGCAAGCUUAGUUUGUGGAACUUCUGGUGAACUUGUUCUGGGAACUUUUUACAAAUUAGCUGUAACAUAUUUCAUAAAACCCCAGUAUGUUGAUUCAUAAUUCGCCCAAAAUACAGUGACUGCGCUCUUGAGGAUAAUAAGACCUAAUAAUUGUGGAACUUGAAUUUAAGAGUGAUGUUUGUUGUCAUAAUAUUGAAUCACACAACAUUACAUUAUAAUUUAGCAAUUAGUGGCCCUUCCUCUUGCAGAAGUCACCCACAGAAAUUUUAUUUUUGAGGAAAUGUUUUAAGUGUAUCUAACAAUAGAUUUUUAAAGUUCCCUCAUUUUUUUCGGACCAAAUAUUCGCUGUCUUCUCUUUCACAGUUUACAAACCGCCGAUAAUAGUGUUAAAAUCUCGUGUAAUAAGAAGAGAUGUGAAAUAUUUGUAGCAAGUGAAGUAAAAUCUCAAUUGAAGCACUUAUGUAGGAAGUCAUGAAUAUUAAACAUCAUUAACAGUUGCUUUGAUUGAAUCUUUUGCAACUGAGUAGCGUUGAACGCAUGUACUUUAUUUAAGUAUAAGUUUAGACUUUUAGUUGUAAAUUAUCGGUCUCUUUGUAUUCUGACGGUAGUCAGACUUUUGCACAAGAUCGAAAAAAGGCACAGGGGAAAAUCAGGCAGAGCGCUGUCUGAUUAACUUUUUAACAAGUGUGUAUGUAUCAUUUACUUCAAAGAGAUUGUGUAUUAUCUUUUUAUUUAUCUAUUUCAGAUUGCUUGAACAGACUCAUUUUUUUAUCUUUGGUGCACGUAUCUAAAUAAAGUAACAGAUCAAUUUUGCAGUGUCAGAUCGAUACAUAGAAAAGUAAAAAUAAGAGCCUGCGUUGAAUAGAAAUUGUGCAUGAUCAUUGGAUUUGCUCGCGCUAUUUUUCAGCCAAUCGGACACCGGGCGACUACCUUUUUAUUUUGUAUGGAUAGUAACAUGGGAAAUCAAAACCGUAUAUUUCUUUCGAAUUCUGUUGUCUCUUGACCAAAUUAUAUUCAGGGAUCACUUCUCGAGGUUUUGGAUUUAUAUACCUAAAUGUUCAACUUACUACAAAAAGCACCAAA